AAAUAAAGUGUCGGUCUACCGCGCCAUUCACGCGGGUUUACAAUCGUGCUCAAUACUGGAGCCAGUGAAAAAUAUACAAAAAGCGUCUUCUCGAUUGAUUCGCGGUGCGCCUACAAGCAGGAGGAAUUUUUAUAUUAUCAAUUGCGUUUAACUUUCCAAAUAGUAAAUUGUGCAAUUUCAAGUGAUCCUUCACUUGUUGUUUGGUUGCUACGGUAACAGUACUUGGAACAGUUGCUGCAUAAAACAAGGGUGCUGCUACCAGGCUUUUGCGAACAACCGUAGUCACCAAGUAACAAUCGACGAUGGCGGAUCUGGAAAAGAUUGAAAUCCGGGAUGUGACCCGCAUCGAACGUAUCGGCGCACACUCGCACAUCCGCGGCCUUGGGCUGGACGAUGUGCUCGAGGCACGCACCGUUUCCCAGGGUAUGGUUGGCCAGAAGGAAGCACGCCGGGCCGCUGGCAUCGUGGUGCAGAUGGUGCGGGAAGGUAAAAUCGCUGGCCGAUGUAUUUUGCUCGCCGGUGAACCGAGCACGGGCAAAACGGCCAUCGCUGUCGGUAUGGCGCAGGCACUUGGCAACGAAACGCCCUUCACCAGUAUGUCCGGUUCGGAGAUCUACUCGCUGGAGAUGAACAAAACCGAGGCACUGUCACAGGCGCUGCGCAAAAGCAUCGGGCUGAGGAUUAAGGAGGAAACGGAAAUCAUCGAGGGUGAGGUGGUGGAAAUUCAGAUCGACCGGCCAGCAACGGGCACCGGCCAGAAGGUGGGCAAAGUGACGAUGAAAACGACCGACAUGGAAACGAACUACGAUCUGGGCAACAAGAUUAUCGAGUGUUUCAUCAAGGAGAAGAUCCAGGCGGGCGACAUCAUCACCAUCGACAAAGCGUCCGGCAAGGUGUCGAAGCUGGGACGAAGUUUCACUCGUGCCCGGGACUAUGACGCUACCGGAACGCAGACUCGCUUCGUCCAGUGUCCGGAGGGAGAGCUGCAGAAGCGCAAGGAGGUGGUCCAUACGGUGUCGUUGCACGAGAUCGAUGUCAUUAACAGCAGAACGCACGGCUUUCUGGCACUGUUUUCCGGCGAUACGGGAGAAAUCAAGCAGGAGGUACGGGACCAGAUUAACAGCAAGGUGAUCGAAUGGCGUGAGGAGGGUAAGGCAGAAAUUAACCCCGGCGUACUGUUCAUCGACGAGUGUCACAUGCUGGACAUUGAAUGUUUCUCCUUCCUGAACCGAGCGCUGGAAAGCGAUAUGGCUCCGGUCGUGGUAAUGGCUACGAAUCGAGGCAUUACCAAAAUUCGUGGCACACACUAUCGUAGCCCGCACGGUAUUCCGAUCGAUCUGCUCGAUCGUAUGAUCAUCAUUCGUACCGUUCCGUACACGGAGAAGGAAAUUAAGGAGAUUCUGAAGAUUCGUUGCGAGGAGGAAGAUUGUCAAAUCAGCAACGACGCGCUGAUGGUGCUAGGGCGUAUUGCAACGGAAACGAGCCUACGGUACGCGAUCCAAUCCAUCACGACGGCAAAUCUGGUGAGCAAACGGCGAAAAGCGGCCGAAAUUACGGUCGAAGACAUUCGGAAGGUGUAUUCGCUGUUUCUGGACGAGAAGCGGUCGAGUAAGAUUUUGAAGGAAUAUCAGGACGAGUAUCUGUUUUACGAUGACAGUGUACCGAAGACGUCUUCGGAUGGUCAGCAGCAGCAGACACAGGCGAUGGAAGUUGAGAGCAACUGAGAUGAUUGUACGAGGAAGGAGUUUUCCGUAUUCCAAUUGAAUAAUCAUCUAAAAAGGCGAAACAACCGUCUAUUUUUGUGGUGUUUGUUUGAAACUUGAAGAAUAAAUUGUAGCUGUACUCAUACUCUAA
Messenger RNA from Anopheles stephensi (Asian malaria mosquito), 1854 nucleotides. It is a transcript of the gene rept, whose product is annotated as ruvB-like helicase 2. The record is from RefSeq and is a predicted model, not a curated record. NCBI's taxonomy places the organism in Eukaryota, Metazoa, Arthropoda, Insecta, Diptera, Culicidae. The coding region runs from base 303 to 1724 and encodes 473 amino acids. The transcript is spliced from 2 exons. Gene Ontology annotation, biological process: chromatin remodeling; box C/D snoRNP assembly; regulation of transcription by RNA polymerase II. Gene Ontology annotation, molecular function: ATP binding; DNA helicase activity; ATP hydrolysis activity. Gene Ontology annotation, cellular component: R2TP complex; Ino80 complex; NuA4 histone acetyltransferase complex.